Molecule: messenger RNA, 1198 nt
Organism: Nothobranchius furzeri (turquoise killifish)
Lineage: Eukaryota; Metazoa; Chordata; Actinopteri; Cyprinodontiformes; Nothobranchiidae
Gene: mid1ip1l
Product: MID1 interacting protein 1, like
Biological process (GO): regulation of lipid biosynthetic process
Cellular component (GO): cytosol
Source: RefSeq, a predicted model, not a curated record
CCGGCUUUUUUUCCUGGUAUAAAAGCGGGGUUAAGCUCGUAGACAGCCGAGGAAAUUCUCACUUUCCUUCCCGGCAGUUGCAGUCCGGUUACUGACAAGAUCUUCCAGCCAACAGGUGAACUAGAAGGCCUCCUCAGGUUCUCUGGUGCUACAGAUCAGUCAACCUCAGCAGCUCAGCCUUAAACCCCACCACUAUCUGCCUCCUCAGCACUGUAACCAAGCCAACCUAAAGCCUCCAAGAUGAUGCAGAUCAGCAGCAACUCGGCCAGCAACAAGCACUCGCUCAUUAACGUCAUGCACCGCUUCAUAGCAGCAGCCAACAACAUGGACGAGACCAUCAUGGUGCCCAGCCUGCUGCGAGACUUGCCCCUGGAGGAGCAGGCAGCCAACCAGGUGGAGACCAACAAUAACGAGCCAUCGUGUGCCAACAAGCAGAGGGACAUGUAUGAGCACUAUCUGCUCCUCAAGUCCAUAAAGAACGACAUGGAGUGGGGUCUACUGAAAAAGGAGAUGAGCAGCGGCGCCAGCUUCCUGGAGAUGGCUGUGAAGCAGGAGCAGCAGCAGCAGCCUUUGAUGGCGGCAGAGGACAACACCGACCUGGAGCACCAGUUUCAUUAUCACCUCAGAGGACUGUUUGGAGUUUUGUCCAAGCUCACCAUGCGGGCGGACCACCUCACCAACAGAUACAAGAGGGAGAUCGGAGGUGGAAACUUCAUGAGAUAGACAUCUACCCCUCUCUAUCUCUGAACUGAUGUUUUUGUAAUGUGGACAGUGAACUGAUCGGGGCAUCCAUCCUCUCACUCCUUUACUAGCACUCCUCCCCCUCACCUGAAACCAGUGAUGCCUGAACCCGUCGUCCUGACUGUCUGCUUGGUGGAGGUUUGCUGACCUUCAGCCAGACUAAAGCGCAGCUCUGCAGAACUCUUCACAUGGUCCUUUCACACUUAAGCUGUCAGAGUUGUUUGAAUAAAAGGUUCGUCCGCAGGAGAUGUUGAAUGCUGGUUAUUCUGCCCCUCCUUUUUAAAUCGUGAUUUCCCAAACGCAGCCCUGAUACCUGCUGAAUUCCUCACUUGUUGUGCCUUGGCAUAUUUUAUUUUUCUACACCUGCAUGCCCUGAUCAGCUCACAGUGGCUCAUCUGUAAAUUUUAAAAACGGAUUUUAUAUUUUAAUGCAACUGAAAUAAAACUAUAAAUAACAA